Miscanthus lutarioriparius is the source of this 1269-nucleotide messenger RNA. The record is from the annotation of a GenBank genome assembly. NCBI's taxonomy places the organism in Eukaryota, Viridiplantae, Streptophyta, Magnoliopsida, Poales, Poaceae.
AUGGACGUGCAGCUGCACCGCCUCCUGCCUCUCCUCCUCCUCCUCUCAUGGCCUUUCUUCCGCCGCGGCGACCACUCGGCUGCGCGGGAUGCGGCGGACCUCCACCCCAUCGUGAUUCUACCGGGCCACAGCUGCAGCCAGCUCGACGCGCGGCUCACGGAGGAGUACGAGCCGGCAGCGCCGCCGAGCUGCGGCGCGCGCAAGGGGAAGGGGUGGUUCCGGCUGUGGGAGAACCGCACGGCGCUGCAGGACCCUGCACUGCUGCCGUGCUACGCGGAGCAGCUGCGGCUCGUGUAUGACCCUGUCGCCGGCGACUACCGCAACGUGAGGGGCGUCGAUGUCAGAGUCGUGUCAUUUGGCACCACGGGCGGCUUCAUCCCCCGCUGUCCUUCUUACCGGAAACUGGUGGAGGCACUGGAAGGAGUCGGAUACAAAGACGGCGGAAACCUGUUCGGCGCGCCAUACGACUUCAGGUACGGGCCGGCGCCGCGCGGUCAGCCCGCCCAGCACUUCGCCCACUUCGUCUCGUCCCUGCGGCUGCUCGUAGAGCGUGCCAGCGCGAGGAAUGGGAACAAGCCGGUCAUCCUGGUGUCGCACAGCCAGGGCGGCAUAAACGCCAUGGCAUUCCUCGACCAGAGCCCCCUGCCGUGGCGGCGGAGGUACGUCAAGCACUUCGUCAUGGUCUCUACCGGCGCAGGAGGCAUCGUGACCGCGCUACGGGCCCUCGCCUCCUCCGUCAGCCAUCCUCCGCCUCCCGGCGACGUGCUAUCGUUGUUCGGGAACACGGGCAGGAGCUUCGAGAGCACAUUCCUCACCCUACCGUCUCCCAAGGUGUUCGCCCACACGCCCCUGGUGAUCACACGGGCGAGGAACUACUCGGCCUAUGACAUCCCGGAGCUUCUGGCGGCGGCCGGAUUCUCCGACGACGAGGUGGCGCGCUACCGAACAAGGACGCUGCCGGGGGUGCUCAACUUCAGCGCACCGAUCGUGCCCGUCACGUGCAUCAACGGCGUCGGCGUGCCGACGCCGGAGCUCGUGUACUGGGACGACAUCGACGCGGAGCCCAGGGUUGUGUACGGCGAUGGCGACGGCAACGUCAAUCUGGCUAGCGUGCUGGCGUUGGACACGGUGAUUGGGAAGUACCUGGGUCAGGAUUACUACAAGUCCGUCUUGAUCCCCAACGCGACGCACACCGGGAUCUUGGCGGAUGAUUUCGCUCGCCAGCGCGUCGUCAGCGAGAUUCUUCAAGCAAAUACCGCUGUUUAUUAA